GGUGCAUCCCUCACACCCACCGGCGCUUCUUCCACGGGCGGAGUGGUGCGGAAAGAAGAGGGAGAGUACUGCGGCAACCGGAGGUGUAGCGGAGGGAGACUAAAUCCCAAAAACCUUACGCGGUGCGGCUCCUUAGUUUUGCCGGCUUCACUGCGAAUCUCACAGACCAGGGAGAGAUCUACGUCCUCUCGCUUGAUGUACUGCCUGUGAUUGUAUUAAUCAAACAGACAUGUUUUUAAAUGCAACAGCCUAAAUGGUUUGAAUGGGAAAGAUAGUCUUUUUAAUAUUGUAUCGCCUGUAAUUCUCUCAGACGAAAUAUAAGACACUUUAUUUUUAUAUCAUAACUAGAUAACCAACUGUCAACUUCGUUCACAAGUUGCUGCUGAGUUUAUGUAGCUUUGAAAAUCCAUCAGAAGGCAGUAUCAGUCUUGAUAAUUGCUGUAAAUAUUUAAAUUCUGAAAAUAAUUUCAACCUCAAGCGACUGACACCUUUGAAGCGUUUCAUCACCUGAAGAGAACCAACUGAAUACGCCAACAUGGGGUACGGACGGUCAGACAGCUACCGCGUGGCCACCACGCAAGACAAGGAUGACUCUCCCAAGAAGAAGACCAAGGGAGGCAAAGAUCUUGAUGAUCUCAAGAAGGAAGUACCACUGACGGAACACAAGAUGUCUGUGGAAGAAGUCUGCCGGAAAUUCAACACUGAUAUCGUCCAGGGUCUGACCAACGCCAAGGCGGCGGAGUUUCUGCUCCGGGACGGGCCCAACGCCCUCACCCCGCCCCCCACCACGCCCGAGUGGGUGAAGUUCUGCCGCCAGCUGUUUGGCGGUUUCUCCAUCCUGCUGUGGCUGGGAGCCAUCUUGUGCUUCCUGGCCUACGCCAUCCAGGCCGCCACGGAGGACGACCCCGCCGGGGACAACCUGUACCUGGGCAUCGUGCUGUCGGCUGUGGUCAUCAUCACCGGCUGCUUCUCCUACUUCCAGGAGGCCAAGAGCUCCAAGAUCAUGGAGUCUUUUAAGAACAUGGUGCCCCAGCAAGCCCUGGUGAUCCGUGAGGGGGAGAAGAUGCAGAUCAACGCAGAGGAGGUGGUGGCAGGAGACCUGGUGGAGGUGAAGGGUGGAGACAGAAUCCCCGCCGACCUCCGCAUCACCUCCGCUCACGGCUGCAAGGUGGACAACUCCUCUCUGACUGGCGAAUCGGAACCCCAGACCCGGUCACCUGACUGCACCCACGACAACCCCCUGGAGACCCGCAACAUAGUUUUCUUCUCCACCAACUGCGUAGAAGGCACGGCGCGUGGAAUCGUGGUCGCAACCGGCGACCGCACGGUCAUGGGCAGGAUCGCCACGCUGACCUCGGGCCUGGAGACCGGCAAGACGCCCAUCGCCAAGGAGAUCGAGCACUUCAUCCACCUGAUCACGGGCGUGGCCGUCUUCCUGGGCGUGACCUUCUUCGUCCUGUCCAUCGUGCUGGGCUACAGCUGGCUGGAGGCCGUCAUCUUCCUCAUCGGCAUCAUCGUGGCCAACGUGCCCGAGGGGCUGCUGGCCACCGUCACCGUGUGCCUGACACUCACGGCCAAGCGCAUGGCGAAGAAGAACUGCCUGGUGAAGAACCUGGAGGCCGUGGAGACACUGGGCUCCACCUCCACCAUCUGCUCCGAUAAGACCGGGACCCUGACCCAGAACCGCAUGACCGUGGCCCACAUGUGGUUCGACAACCAGAUCCACGAGGCCGACACCACCGAGGACCAGUCUGGCUCGUCGUUCGACAAGAGCUCGGUGACGUGGGUGGCCCUGGCGCGCGUGGCGUCCCUGUGUAACCGCGCCGUGUUCAAGGCGGGGCAGGACAGCCUGCCCAUCCUGAAGAGGGACGUGGCGGGCGACGCCUCCGAGUCGGCCCUGCUCAAGUGCAUCGAGCUGUCCUGCGGCUCCGUGCGGCUCAUGAGGGACAAGAACAAGAAGGUGGCCGAGAUCCCCUUCAACUCCACCAACAAGUACCAGCUGUCCGUACACGAAACGGAGGACCCCAACGACAACCGCUACCUCCUGGUGAUGAAGGGAGCCCCCGAGCGCAUCCUGGACCGCUGUUCCACCAUCAUGAUCCAGGGCAAGGAGCAGCCCAUGGACGAGGAGCUGAAAGAGGCCUUCCAGAACGCGUACCUGGAGCUGGGCGGCCUGGGGGAGAGGGUGCUGGGUUUCUGUCACGUCCUGAUGCCGGAGGACCAGUACCCCAAGGGCUUCGCCUUCGACUGCGACGACGUCAACUUCCAGACGGACAACCUGUGCUUCGUGGGCCUGAUGUCCAUGAUCGACCCGCCCCGCGCCGCCGUGCCCGACGCCGUGGGCAAGUGCCGCUCCGCCGGGAUCAAGGUCAUCAUGGUGACCGGGGACCACCCGAUCACGGCCAAGGCCAUCGCCAAGGGCGUCGGCAUCAUCUCCGAGGGCAACGAGACGGUGGAAGACAUCGCCGCUAGGCUCAAUAUCCCCGUCAGCCAGGUCAACCCCAGGGAUGCCAAGGCCUGUGUAAUCCAUGGCACGGACCUGAAGGACCUGUCCCAGGACCAGAUAGACGAGAUCCUGAGGAACCACACCGAAAUCGUCUUCGCCCGGACCUCCCCUCAGCAGAAGCUCAUCAUAGUGGAGGGAUGCCAGAGACAGGGCGCCAUUGUGGCUGUGACAGGGGACGGCGUCAACGACUCUCCCGCUCUCAAGAAGGCCGACAUCGGCGUCGCCAUGGGGAUCUCCGGCUCCGACGUCUCCAAACAGGCAGCCGACAUGAUCCUGCUGGACGACAACUUCGCCUCCAUCGUCACCGGCGUGGAAGAGGGUCGUUUGAUCUUUGACAACCUGAAGAAGUCCAUCGCCUACACCCUGACCAGCAACAUCCCAGAGAUCACACCCUUUCUCCUGUUCAUCAUCAUCAACAUCCCCCUGCCCCUGGGCACCAUCACCAUCCUGUGUAUCGACCUGGGCACUGACAUGGUGCCAGCCAUCUCCCUGGCCUAUGAGGCGGCUGAGAGUGACAUCAUGAAGAGGCAGCCCAGGAACCCCCGUGUGGACAAACUGGUGAACGAGAGGCUGAUCAGCAUUGCCUACGGACAGAUAGGCAUGAUCCAGGCCCUGGGCGGGUUCUUCAGCUAUUUUGUGAUCCUGGCAGAAAAUGGCUUCCUUCCCACGUUUCUUGUAGGAAUCCGGCUCAACUGGGACGACCGAGCUGUGAACGACCUGGAGGACAGCUAUGGCCAGCAGUGGACGUACGAGCAGAGGAAGAUUGUGGAGUUCACGUGCCACACGGCCUUCUUCGUCAGUAUCGUGGUGGUGCAGUGGGCCGACGUCAUCGUCUGCAAGACCAGGCGCAACUCCGUCUUCCAGCAGGGCAUGAAGAACAAGAUCCUCAUCUUCGGGCUGUUUGAGGAGACGGCUCUGGCUGCCUUCCUGUCCUACUGCCCUGGCAUGGACGUGGCCCUCAGAAUGUACCCCCUAAAGCCCAGCUGGUGGUUCUGCGCCUUCCCCUACAGCUUCCUCAUCUUUGUGUACGAUGAGAUACGAAAAAUGCUCCUGCGCAGGAACCCUGGAGGCUGGGUGGAAAAGGAAACAUACUAUUGAUUGGUGAAAUACUUGUAUACUCACCCUCCUUCAUCCUUCAUUUCUUCUGCUUCACAUCACCGCUCUCAAUACGCACCACCAAACGCCCCCCCAUAGAAAACCAAUAGGACAAAAAACACAAAAUGACAGCCACUCCCCUCAAUCACUCACACACUCAGGAUCAGAGAGUUACCAGGGAGGACAAAAAAAAAAGGAAAGGAAAGGAAGCAAUAACCGUCUUCUCUCUCCCCCCGUUGCGUUAUAACCAGAGUCUACAGCAACCCUUUCCGCCCUCUGAACAUGUUUCCUGCCUGUUAUGACACUGUACGUGCGCACAGGAGCGCUGCGCGCACAAAUCAAUACACCUCCGCACACAGCUGCUCGUUGUUUAUGUAAAGGUGAAUGGCCAUUGACUAAUGGGACUGUUCUCAGUUCUGCGAAUAGGACAUUUCCCCCAUGGCAACCUCACAUUUUGUCCUCGAGCGUGUUCCCCUGCUCCGCCCAUGAGCACAGACAUACACUAAAAACAAGAGCCUUAUCGCUGGCCUCAGUCAACGUCUAAUAUUCACCUACUUCUGCUAAAAAAGGGAAAUAGAGUACAUUCUCUCUCUCUCUUUCUCUCUGUGCUCCUUUUUAUCCCUCCAGUUCAGCCACAGUGAUGUUUUUUUAAGGAUUUUAUUUAUAUUUUUCGCUGAACGCUGGGAAGGGGUGUGGGAUAGCUGGUUCCUUCUCCCGGGCAAGGCCAAACACACCCCCUCCCUCUCUCCCUGCACCCCAGUUUUGUCUCUCGUGUGCACGGUGUGAACCAUUGUCCUUGGUAUCCACUCCACCCCCAAAAACAAGAUCCAUAUUUCUGUGUGUUCUAGGAAACAAAUAUUUCUCCUCCAGUUUAAUAGAAAUGUCAAAAUAACGGACAAAAACAACUUGCAAAAGAAUCAAACAAAUGAAAACAACUACCUAGAAAAGAAUCAUCUCUUUUUUUCCUGUUUGGUUUUAAGUUUCAUUUUUUUGGUUGGGUUUUCAGAAAUGCCACCGCAAAAGAAAGCAGGGUGAUGGCGCGAACGUAAAGAAAUAAAAACAACAUUACUGUUACUACAGCCGCCGCCGCUGCUGCUGCUGAUGUUGCCGACAAUGAUCGUGUCACGUACAGCCCAUAACAGACCUGUUCUGCCCGAGUGUCUCUACCGGAGAUCAGAUCAGCAGCUGCUCUGGCCUGUAUCUGCCUCAGAACAUUCUGGAAGGGGAACUGGAAAAUGACAACCGUAGAAAACAUGUCAGAGGGAAUGGAAACCAACACUAAUAAAACAUCUAGAACAUUUAAUACAACCUA
Molecule: messenger RNA, 4913 nt
Organism: Conger conger (European conger)
Lineage: Eukaryota; Metazoa; Chordata; Actinopteri; Anguilliformes; Congridae
Gene: atp1a3b
Product: ATPase Na+/K+ transporting subunit alpha 3b
Exons: 21
Coding region: 536-3604 (1022 amino acids)
Biological process (GO): potassium ion import across plasma membrane; sodium ion export across plasma membrane; intracellular potassium ion homeostasis
Cellular component (GO): membrane
Molecular function (GO): ATP binding; P-type sodium:potassium-exchanging transporter activity; ATP hydrolysis activity
Source: RefSeq, a predicted model, not a curated record